Molecule: messenger RNA, 2610 nt
Organism: Candida dubliniensis CD36
Lineage: Eukaryota; Fungi; Ascomycota; Pichiomycetes; Serinales; Debaryomycetaceae
Gene: HDA1
Product: histone deacetylase
Exons: 1
Coding region: 1-2610 (869 amino acids)
Biological process (GO): chromatin organization
Cellular component (GO): histone deacetylase complex
Molecular function (GO): histone deacetylase activity
Source: RefSeq, a predicted model, not a curated record
AUGUCGACUGAUAAAGAAGAACAUCUAGAUUCUAAUCCGGAGAAUCUAAUUCCAGAAGAAGAACAUGAAAGUCAAGGUUUCUCAACUGCAACUGAAGAUUCUACUCAAGCCAGCUUUGAAGAAGUGAGCGAGGUAGAUUAUGAAACCAACCCUAUUGAAAUGGAAGAAUUGAGUGAGGUAGAUGAUGAAACUAACCCUAUUGAAAUGGAAGAAUUGAGUGAGGUAGAUGAUGAAACCAACCCUAUUGAAAUGGAAGAAUUAAGUGAGGUAGAUGAUGAAACUAACCCUAUUGAAAUGGAAGAAGAAGUUACUACUACCACUGCUGGUACAUAUGAUACUGUACACCCACAAGAACCAUCUACCAAGAAAAUAAAAUUAGAGGAACCCGAAACUGAAUCAGAUUCUAAUGGAAUUAUUGUGAAUGAGCCACAGGUGGUUGUAGUUCCACCCAAAAAACCACAAUUGUUUUAUACUCCAUUGAAAACAGGAUUAGUUUAUGACGUGAGAAUGAGAUAUCAUGCUAAGGUAUUCACAUCCUAUAGCGAAUAUAUUGAUCCACAUCCAGAAGACCCUCGUCGAAUAUACAGAAUUUAUAAAAAAUUGGUAGAAGCCGGAAUAGUUCUUGAUCCUUCUUUAGCAGGAAUUAAUGAAAUUGGACCAUUUAUGUUGAAAAUUCCUAUCCGAGAAGCAACAGCUGAAGAAAUUUUGGAAGUUCAUUCUGAAGAUCAUUUAAAAUUUAUUCAAUCCACUGAAGAUAUGUCAAGAGAUCAAUUACUCAAGGAAACAGAAACGGGAGAUUCCAUUUAUGUUAACAAUGAUUCGUAUUUAUCGGCGAAAUUAUCCUGUGGUGGUACUAUUGAAGCCUGUAAAGCAGUUAUUGAAGGGAGAGUGAAAAAUUCUUUAGCUAUAGUGAGACCACCAGGGCAUCAUGCUGAACCUAAUACCCCAGCAGGAUUUUGUUUAUUCAGUAACGUUGCCGUGGCCGCCAAAAAUAUGUUGAAGACAUAUCCUGAAUCAGUUCGAAAAAUUGUUAUUGUGGACUGGGAUAUCCAUCAUGGUAAUGGAACUCAAAAGGCGUUUUAUAACGAUCCGAGAGUUUUAUAUAUUUCUUUACACAGAUUUGAGAAUGGGAGAUUUUACCCAGGCACCAAAUAUGGUGACUCAAAUCAAGUUGGCGAAGGUCCUGGGGAAGGAUUCACUAUAAAUAUUCCUUGGAGAUCUUAUGGUAUGCACGAUGGUGACUAUGUUUAUGCAUUUAACAAGAUAAUACAACCAGUAAUAUCGGAAUUUGACCCCGAUCUCAUUAUUGUCAGUUCUGGAUUUGAUGCUGCCGAUGGAGAUGUAAUUGGUGCCUGUCAUGUUACACCAGCUGGUUAUGGGUAUAUGACCCACACAUUAAAGGGAAUUGCCAGAGGAAAAUUGGCAGUCAUUUUGGAGGGCGGUUAUAAUUUAGAUUCAAUUAGUAAAAGUGCGUUGGCAGUAGCUAAAGUAUUAGUUGGUGAACCACCGGAAAAUACAAUCACUCUACGCCCACACUUGGAGACCAUCGAAGUUGUUGACGAAGUGAUGAAGAUACAAUCCAAAUACUUUAAAUGCUUAAGAGAAGGGUUUCCAAAUAGCAUAUUUGAAGAUGUUUAUGAUUUACCUGAUAUAGAAAAAGCAAACUACAAAUUGGUGAAUAUUGCUGAUCCAAUCAGAAGUCAUCAAGUGGAAAAGUUAUUCAAUGAAAAAGAAUUUAUCAACAUCCCAAUCAUCAGUUCUGUACCUAAUGGCGAAAAAUCCCCAUUCACUACUGACAUACCGGACCAAUUAGAAGAUUUGGUAGUUGCAAGUCCUGAUAUUUAUGACUGUACCACCAUAAUAUUAACAAUACACGACCCACCCGAAAUAUGGGCCAAUAUAAAUCCAACAAACGGAGUCAUUGAAACCAAUUCAACCAUGAUUUUAGAACAUCCUUUAGUGCAAAUAAUGGACAAAAUACAAAAGGAAAAAGAUUCUGAUAAUCAAGAAAAGUUUGGGUAUUUGGACAUCAAUAUCCCAUCAUUCCAACUUCCGAUCCCAGGGACAACAUCAGAAUCGUCUACUUAUAAUCCAAUCAUUUUUGCUCAAGAAGUUUUGCUUUAUAUUUGGGAUAACUAUAUAACGUAUUUCCAACAAUUGAAAAAUCUUGUGUUGGUUGGAUUUGGUGAUAGUUAUCAAGCAAUUGUGAAUUUAUACGGCAAAAGACCAUCAAAUGAAGUAAAAGAUUUAGUCAAGGGAACAGUGGCGUUUUUGAACCGAACCACAUUGAAACCAUUAAUUCCGGUGAUGGAUGAAUCAAUGGUGGAUUGGUAUUAUCAAAAUUCCGUUAUUUUCACCAGUAAUUUUAAUACAUGCUGGACUGGUGGUGGUACUGGUAAUGGAACCAAUGGAAAUGGUUCAAAUGGGGGAGGCAACAAGCCAGCAGAAUCAAAUGGUCAUGAUGAUUUUAGCAAACGUCCAAGAAAGAAAUUUGGUAGAGUAAUUAAAACAACAUCAGAUGGAUUAUGUGAUGUCAUACAAGAAAAAUUCGACGAAGGAGUGGAUUUCAUAUUAGAUUCAAUUGAAGAUUACUCCUCUUCGGAAGAUUGA